CGCCAAAUAACCUAUGACCUUCCAUUGCCCCAGAAUGGAUGAAAGUGCCCAGACAAACAUGGUCAUUAAGUCAUCAUCUAUUGUGGAGGAUUAUGAAGUCCGUUGGCGCAAAAGUCUGGGCACAGGAGUCAGUGGGCCUGUUAGAUUGUGUAUAAAGAGAAACACAGGGGAGAAAUAUGCCCUGAAAUGUCUUCUGGACAGCAAAAAAGCCAGGACUGAGGUGACGUUACACCAGCGCUGCUGCCCUCACCCCAACAUCGUCCAGAUCUACGAUGUGUACUGUAACAGUGUGCAGUUCCCGCGGGAGGCCGUCGCUAGGAGUCGCCUGCUGGUUGUCAUGGAGCUGAUGAACGGGGGCGAGCUGUUUGAUCAGAUCAUCAGAGAGAGGCACUUCACCGAGAAAAAGGCAGCAGCCAUCACAAAACAGAUUGUCUCAGCUGUGUUCCAUUGUCAUUCCCUGAACAUUGCCCACAGAGAUCUCAAACCUGAAAACUUGCUACUCAAGGAAAAAUCUGAGGAUCUUCAAAAUGUCACCAUCAAGCUGGCAGACUUUGGGUUUGCUAAGGAGGAUGUAGGACUGGUGACCCCACAGUUCACACCAUACUAUGUUGCACCUCAGGUUUUAGAAGCCCAGAAACAGCAGAGACUGGAGCGGUCAGGACUGAAGACACCACCGGGAACACCCUACACUUAUGACAAGAGUUGUGACAUGUGGUCGGUUGGUGUGAUCAUCUAUAUCAUGCUGUGUGGCUAUCCCCCAUUCUUCCCCGAGACCCCCAGCAAACAGAUGACCCCUAACAUGAAGAGGAAGAUCAUGGCGGGCGAGUAUCGCUUUCCCAAGAACGAAUGGAGCGUGGUGUCAGACAUGGCCAAGGAUGUCAUACAGAGGUUAUUAGAAGUGGACCCAGUGAAAAGGAUGACAGUACAGCAGUUAAUUCACCAUACCUGGCUCCUGGGUGAGGAGGCCCCUGAACUAGCAUUACUGUCCCCUGCCAUCAUGCAGGACAAGGAUGCCUUGCAUGAGGUGAUGCAUGCCCACGCCCAGCAGCUGACGGUGAUGAGGACACCAGACACGACCUUUCAACUCAAACCUUUGACCUCCGCAGAAAACCCCAUCCUGAAGAAGAGACUGAAGGCCCGCUAGCCCAGGUCUUCUCUUUGGGAGCGGGUGGAGGGCUGGGGUGGAAUCUCUGUACACUGUACACACCUACUAUGUAGUUAACUCUCGUCACAUGCAUUGUAGGUCAGUGUCGGGGCUGGAAGUCAAAUUUAACUCAAACUUGAUUUGAUUCAUAUAGAAAGGUAGGUGUGGCCUAAAUCUGGACAGACUGCUCCCAAAAUUCAGCCAACCUUGCUUGCUUGGUGACAGUGUGACAGGGGCUCAAGCAAGACCUGUUGGUGUGAAAAAGACUGUAUGUGCUCAAAUGCUGGCACUAAUCUCUAGUGCUGUGCUAUGCUGCCACAAUGCCUUUACAAAACCUGACUUUAAAUCUACAUAUACCAAUUAAUUCACUGUUCAUGUAUUUUCACUUUUGUAAUGAAGCAAAGGCAAGUAUUAACACUAGAACUAGGGCACAAAAAAGAAUUCUUAGAUAUACAAUGUAGCUACACGUAAUUGUUGGGAACUUGUAAAUUUUUGGAACAGUACAUAAUUAUACAUAUAUAUCUUACUACUUGAGGCAAGCUCUUAUGAGAAAGUUUACACCAUGAAAGUUAUGCAAUGUUACUAUUGGAGAAACACGUGUUAAACUAUUCAAGUGCAACAAUGGCCAUGGCGUGGCCAGACUGGCAGAAGAAAUUUUGUUGCUUAUUCAAGAUUAACUAGUUGAUAGGAAGAUAAUCCCAAAGCCAAGCUUGUGUUGAUCUAAUGCUUCCUCACCUGCACACAAUACAUGCUCUUAAGGUAAAAAAGGUUAAAACUGAAGUCAAGCAUGAUGCUUUUUCAAUGCGGUGGUGAUAUGGCUCGCAUCUUCACCCAAGAUGUUGUGUGUUGGACUCGUUUACUCUUUUGUGUUUGAUUGAUUAGCAAACCUUAACUAUGCUGACUGUAAAACACACUGCAGGGUAAGAUCCAUGAUGUACACUGAGGAUUGUUGCAGUUUCUGUGCUUAUGAAGCCGUGGUGUGCUGCUAUAUGUUGUCUUUGCCCACAGGUGUUCUCUACCAAACCAAGAUAUAGUUUCUGACAGUACAUUUUUCUGACUGCUGGUAUUCCAAACUGUUGCAAAGGUCAACCACAUCAAAGAAAUUAUUUGGCUGAUAAUGAAAUCAUUUUGUUUUUAAUGCACUGGGUGAUAGGACUAACAUACUGUCAAAAUAAAAUACCCUGGCAACCCUGCUUUGUGGCUCAGAUAGCAUAAUGUUCUUAUAUAUAGAGAGUGUAUGCUGCCAAGAUUAUAUAGACAAUGAUAAGAAGAAAUAGCAGUACAUUCAGCACGAGAUUCUAUAUGUACAACCAUGUGUAUUCCAACUAAUAAAGCAAUAUGGUAUUACUAAUGAUGGACUAUAAGUGAUUGAUGAAGAUAUACUGUCAAUUUUGUUUUUACUUCUAGAUCCCAUAUGUUUCAAGAGUUGUUUUACCAAUUAUGAUGUACAUGGUGGUUUUUGUUGCUUCAUGUCUGUAUAAAAUCAUAAUGAGAUUUUAUGAACAAAAUUUGUGUAUUAACAUGAAGAAGUUUUGUUACUUAACUCCAGGAGAGAUAGAGUCAUAUACAGGGAUUUUUUACAGGAUGUUAUUUUACUGUCACAUGUAACAGGCUUAAGGGAAGAGCUGCUCAAUUUACAAUAUUGGAGCAAUUGAGUCACUGGGACUUAUGAAAAUGUUUUCAUUUAUUACGUCAGAAUACACCAGAAUUAUACAUCA
Messenger RNA from Branchiostoma belcheri (Belcher's lancelet), 2862 nucleotides. RefSeq names its product MAP kinase-activated protein kinase 5-like. Gene Ontology annotation, molecular function: ATP binding; mitogen-activated protein kinase binding; calmodulin binding. NCBI's taxonomy places the organism in Eukaryota, Metazoa, Chordata, Leptocardii, Amphioxiformes, Branchiostomatidae. The record is from RefSeq and is a predicted model, not a curated record. Gene Ontology annotation, biological process: peptidyl-serine phosphorylation; Ras protein signal transduction; protein autophosphorylation. Gene Ontology annotation, cellular component: cytoplasm; nucleus. The transcript is spliced from 10 exons. Bases 14 to 1144 code for a protein of 376 amino acids.